UUUGUCCUUCCUCGCGGCCGAGUGGAGCUCGCGCCGCCGCGAAAAAAUAAUCCCCCUAGGUGGGGACGCGCCGCAGAGCAGGUCUCUCACCAUGGUCAAUGAGUCCUACGGCAUGAACAAUGGCGUCGCCACCGCUGGGAAUGGGGUCGCCAGGUCCGAGGGCGGUGGCGGCAGCAGCAGCGGCAGCGACAGCUCCAAGGACAGUUCCCGGUGUUCCACCCCGGUCCUCGACGCCGAACGGCACGACCGCCUGUGGGAAAAGAUGCGCCGGCGGCACGACUCCGGGGACAAGUGGUUCUCCUUGGAGUUCUUUCCUCCACGGACCGCCAACGGAGCUGUCAACCUCAUCUCCAGGUUUGACCGCAUGGGGGCGGGUGGCCCGCUCUUCAUCGACGUCACCUGGCACCCCGCCGGAGACCCAGGCUCCGAUAAGGAGACGUCCUCGAUGAUGAUGGCCAGCACGGCGCUCAACUACUGCGGCCUGGACACCGUCCUCCACAUGACCUGCUGCAACCAGACCCAGGAGACGAUCACGGCGCACCUGCAGAAGGCCAAGCGGUUGGGGCUCAAGAACAUCAUGGCGUUACGGGGAGAUCCUGUUGGUGAAGAGUGGCAAGAGGAAGUUGAGGGGUUCAACUACGCUGUCGACUUGGUGAAGCACAUCCGCCGCGAGUUUGAGGAUUACUUUGAUAUCUGCGUGGCAGGUUAUCCCAAGGGACACCCCGAGGCAGAGAGCUACGUGGAUGACUUGAAGCAUUUGAAGCACAAAGUGGAGGCCGGGGCUGACUUUGUCAUUACACAACUCUUCUUCCGGUCAGAGACCUUCCUCAAGUUCCUGAAAGACUGCCAAGCCAUUGGCAUCACCUGCCCCAUCAUUCCGGGGAUAUUCCCCAUACAGGGCUAUCAUUCCCUGCGGCAGCUUGUGAAGCUGUCUAAACUAGAGGUGCCUCAGGAAAUCAAAGAUGUCAUUGAGCCCAUCAAGGACAACGAUGCGGCCAUCCGGAACUACGGCAUCGAACUGGCUGUCGGCAUGUGCCGGGAACUUCUGGACAGCGGCCUGGUCCACGGCCUGCAUUUCUACACCUUGAACCGGGAAGUGGCUACCGUGGAGGUGUUGAAACGUUUGGGCAUCUGGAAAGAGGAUCCAAGGCGCCCCUUGCCCUGGGCGGUCAGCGCUCAUCCCAAGCGGCGCGUUGAAGAUGUCCGGCCCAUUUUCUGGGCCUCCCGGCCGAAGAGUUACAUCUACCGGACUCAGGAAUGGGACGAGUUCCCCAACGGACGUUGGGGUAACUCGUCCUCUCCAGCCUUUGGGGAGCUCAAGGACUAUUACCUCUUCUACCUGAAGAGCAAAUCUCCCCGGGACGAACUCCUGAAGAUGUGGGGGGCAGAGCUAACCAGUGAGGAAAGCGUCUUCGAGGUGUUCAGGUGUUACAUCGCCAGGGAGCCCAACAAAGAUGGCCAUAAGGUGACCUGCCUCCCUUGGAACGAUGACCCCCUGGCUGCCGAGACCAACCUCAUGCAGGAAGAACUGGCCAAGAUGAACCAGAGGGGGAUCCUGACCAUCAAUUCACAGCCCAACAUCAACGGCAAGCCGUCCACAGACCCCAUUGUGGGCUGGGGUCCGGACGGAGGCUACGUCUUCCAGAAGGCUUACCUGGAGUUCUUCACCUCCAGCGAGAACGUCAAAGCCCUCCAGACGGUUCUGAAGAAAUACGGCCAGCGAGUGAAUUACCACAUCGUCAACGUCAAGGGUGAAAACAUCACCAAUGCCCAUGAGAUGCAGCCAAACGCCGUCACCUGGGGCAUCUUCCCCGGCAGGGAGAUCAUUCAGCCGACUGUUGUGGAUCCAGUUAGCUUCAUGUACUGGAAGGACGAGGCCUUUGCUCUGUGGAUCGAGCAGUGGGCGAAACUCUACGAGGAGGAGUCCCCCUCGCGCAUGAUCAUCCAGUACAUCCACGACAACUACUACUUGGUCAACCUGGUGGACAAUGACUUCCCCCUUCAGAGUUGCCUCUGGCAGGUGUUGGAGGAUAUGUACGAGCUGUUGAACUGCGCGGUGGGGCAGUGAAGGUGGCAUCCGCCUGGCCUCGUUGCGAUUGGAAGCACACUCAGCCUUGGGAUGUGAGGCGGAACCGCUGCGUCCCAGACACUCCCCUGGAAGGUUCCUUUGGUGGCCCUUCCUUUCUCUUCUGGUUGGAUGGCCCAUCGCCAUUCGCAGGGGUGCUCCCCCAUUGAGCCAAAAGACCCUUCCUCAGUUGUUAAGAGCCUCCCCCUCUUCGUUUAAGACCAGAGGGUGGGCAACUGUAGCCCUCCAAUGGUUGGGACCUGGAACUACCGUCAGCCCCCUAGCCAGCAAAGAGGGAUGCUGAGAACUGUAGGCCGAAACAUCUGGAAGGCCACAAAUUGUCCACCUGUAACUUAAAUGGCAGCUAAUGGUCUACCUCUGGAUCGCUUCCCUUCCCGGGUUGCACUUUAAAAACCCUUAGCCAGCUGCUGAUUCAGUGCAACACCUCCUGACCGGUGCUUAAUGCGAUCGAUAGUUCUCUCAUUUCAGUAAGGCCAUCAUGCCAGGGCCUUCCAAGCCACGGAUCGCCCUGCUGGGCUGCAACAGAAAUCUCUGUGGUGGUUCGGUUUGCUAUUUAUUUUAUAUUUUUAUUUUGGACGUGUAGAAUCUGUGCCUCUCGUUUCCUCUGUGUGUGUGUGUGUGUGGAGGGAAGAGUUUGGAUAUUUAAAUUGUUUGUAAAGAACAGAAGAAAGGAGACCGUUAACGAAAUAAAAAUACUCCAUAAAGUU
Molecule: messenger RNA, 2793 nt
Organism: Elgaria multicarinata webbii
Lineage: Eukaryota; Metazoa; Chordata; Lepidosauria; Squamata; Anguidae
Gene: MTHFR
Product: methylenetetrahydrofolate reductase
Exons: 12
Coding region: 92-2068 (658 amino acids)
Biological process (GO): tetrahydrofolate interconversion
Cellular component (GO): cytosol
Molecular function (GO): methylenetetrahydrofolate reductase [NAD(P)H] activity; FAD binding
Source: RefSeq, a predicted model, not a curated record